CCGGGGUCUUGUCAUUACCGGCCGUCGUCUUCCCCCGCUGAGAUCCCUGAAUCUCUUCAGCGAAAACAAUCAUUGCACCCGCGGUCAACUCUCACCAAUUAGAAAGUUCACCCUCUCGCAGAUAUCCAACCCUUCCAAUCUGCAUAGAUGGCAGAGUCACUUGCCGGGCAAGACAUCACCGAUCAUAAUGUUCUCAAGACUUAUUUACUACAGGCCUUAGCAAAUGCGUCUGAAAAUUCAAACCCUUAUUUUACUACUGCACUCCACGUUCACAACCUUAUGGAUCAGCGGGCUCCCCUAACUGCGGUCUCUAUCGUCGACGAGAGUGGGCCUCUUCCGACUUGGGUAGUUGUAUUACCCAGUGUUUUCCUCGUCUUAUUCCUCACGUAA
Messenger RNA from Puccinia graminis f. sp. tritici CRL 75-36-700-3, 390 nucleotides. RefSeq lists its product as uncharacterized. The transcript is spliced from 2 exons. NCBI's taxonomy places the organism in Eukaryota, Fungi, Basidiomycota, Pucciniomycetes, Pucciniales, Pucciniaceae. Bases 148 to 390 code for a protein of 80 amino acids. The record is from RefSeq and is a predicted model, not a curated record.